Molecule: messenger RNA, 8145 nt
Organism: Lytechinus pictus (painted urchin)
Lineage: Eukaryota; Metazoa; Echinodermata; Echinoidea; Temnopleuroida; Toxopneustidae
Product: cholesterol 7-desaturase nvd
Exons: 7
Coding region: 646-2058 (470 amino acids)
Biological process (GO): cholesterol metabolic process
Molecular function (GO): oxidoreductase activity; 2 iron, 2 sulfur cluster binding
Source: RefSeq, a predicted model, not a curated record
CAGAUCAAAUCACCGUAAUUGGAUCAUCGCCGGAUUAUUGUCUCUCGUCAUCUCAGGGAAGAAAUGAUAUAACGUUUAAACAGGCCUUCACUGCAAUCGCAUAAAGAUAGAGGUAAGCCCCGGGCCCAGUAUCGAUCUUGCUAUAUUGAUGAGCUUGAAGUAACUAAAACUUUCUUGGAAGGCUCUUUCUCUAAAUUGAAUCAGACUCCGGAGUCCGGGCACAGACUGUCCUGAGAUGAGAUAGUUUGUGGGGUCAGCAAUACCCGUCGAUCCGGAGCGCUCGAGCGAAGAAUUGCCCAAAUGCUGCAUCAGUUCCUCGAUCUCGCGCGCGCGCGGCAGUUCGAAUGGUUGGUAUCUCGCUUAUUGAUUUUUGUACGGUGCUUAGAUACCGGCACCCACGAUAUUGACUAUAGAGAUUAGAAAGCUAGCAGUGCAGCGCUGGGUACUUGGUUCUUCAGGCGAAUUAAUGAAUGAAUGAAUGAUGGUUUGAUUACAUGAGCUAACGGUCACGUUACUUACGCAACACCGAGAGAAGAGGAUCUCACUUGUUGUGUAGACAGCAGCAAAGCAGUUUGAGCUGAGCUCUGCUCAAUUACACUGUGAAUUGUUUCUCAUUUGUUUACAGGACUCUGGAACUGAUAAAACAUGGCUUCAUUUUGUGCAUCGAGGUUCUUGCCAGGCCUUUUCCUCAUGCUUGGCCUUGGAAUAGCAGUCGCUCUUGCCAGCAAUACUCCAAACCUCUCGCUGUUGAAAGAUAACUUGAAAGUCAUGAACAUGCCAUUGAGUGACUGGAUUCACAUCCUAGCAACCAACUUCACUAAUUUUGUAGCAUCUCAGACGCUUCUAACGCUCUUCAUAUUUGGUGUUGCCUUCUAUGUUUUCCGUUAUCUCUUCCAGCUAUUCCUAACCCCUUUAAACCUGAACAGGGAAUUGGGUGAUGUCGGGUAUAUCCUUGAUGGAAAGAAGAAGAGAGAUGUGGUGAAUGAGAUCAGGAGAAGAAGGAAAGAAGGACAACUCCCACCCAUCUAUCCCAAUGGAUGGAUUCCGUUGAUUGCUUCCUUAGACUUGGUUAAAGGAGAUGUCAAGUAUAUAACUGCUGUUGGAAAUGAUUUUGCAGUUUAUAGAGGAGAGGAUGGAGAAGCCUAUGCUAUCGAUGCCUACUGCCCUCAUCUUGGGGCUAACAUGGCUAUCGGAGGGAUGGUCAAGGGUAACUGCUUGUCCUGCCCCUUCCAUGGAUGGGCCUUCGAGGGAAAGGAGGGAAAAUGCGUUGACAUUCCAUACCAGGAAGAAGGGAAAUCUAUACCUAUCCAGGCUAAGGUGAAGUCAUGGCAGGUAAUAGAACAAAACGGGUUUGUCUUUGUGUGGCACGAUGCAGAGGGAAGGGAGCCCUCGUGGUUCCCAGAAAACAUCUCAGAUUCAGAAUGGGGCAAGAUGUACCACCAUGGGACCACAAAGCAUUCCAUAGCCGCCCAUGUGGAGGAAAUAUCAGAGAAUGGAGCUGAUUGUCAACAUUUGUCAUUUAUCCAUGGAGCAUUUAUGGGCAGUGGGAACGACCUCAGAUACAUGGGAAGCAAGUUGUGGAGCUGGGCUUCUCAUUCCUGGGGAGGAACAUGGGAACAGGACCCGGACCAGAAGCACAUUGGUGUGAUGACGGUCUACCACGCUUUUAGCUUGUUUGGGAUGCCCAUAAAGGUCACCAAGACAGAGAGCAGAGCCAGACAGAAUGGACCAGCCCAUGUACUCCUCCAUUUCUUUCUGCCUAUUGGCAGGGCUACUAUCGUGAUAGGGGUGACACCGAUUGAGCCUCUUACUCAACUUGUAACUCAGCAUGUAUUUGCCUCAAGAUUCAUACCACGUUGGUUGGCAAAAUCCUUCCUUUAUGCAGAAUAUGUCCAGUUUGAACGCGACAUAAUGGUGUGGAACUACAAGACCUACCAAAGGAAGCCCAUCCUUGUCUCUGAAGAUCGACUCAUUGCCAAACACCGAAGAUGGUACUCGCAGUUCUUCUCAGAGAACAGUCCCCGGUUUGAAGAUAAGAAGCCUUCCCUUGAUUGGUGAUCCGUGCCUGUAAUAUCUUUGUGCAUUAGAAAGCUUUGGUCCUGUUCACAAGCGAGUCUGGGAAACAGGUUUGAUGGACAUUCCGGUCGAAAAAAAAAUCUCAUUGUGCUUCUUAUAUCUAUCUUUUGUAAAAUACAACAAAUAAUGGCUUCAUGUAAGACCUUCAUUGCAUGCAGCUACCAUUUUUAUUACUCUUUUUUUUUUGUAUGAUGUAUUUUUGUGUCAUUCCAGCCAUCCUUGUCAUGUAAAACGUAUGGUUCACUGAUUUUCUCCUUAAUUUGUAAAGGGGAAGGGCUUCGUUGUAAAGCAGUUUUAUAACUGAAUCGAACUACCCUCCACCUUAUUUUAUCAUUUGUUAUAAGUAAAACAUGAAUAAAUAAAUAAAUGAUGAUAUAUGUAAAACUAAGUUCCAAGUAUGUUGCAUUGAGGGACUCCUAAUGAAGACUGGCAGUUAUGGCCAGGCUAUAGGCAAAGCAAGUUCUGCCUUGAUGAUGCAUGUUUAUCUAUGCACUAGUCCUUUACCAGUAUGCCCUACAUUCUAGCCUCCCUGAGACUUGGAAUUAUCACAUGUUUAUCAAGAAAAAGGAAAGUUAGAUAAGUUCAUUCCAAUGUAAUAAUAACUAUGACUGUACAUUCCUGAAUGUAUUGAUGAAAUUGAAAUAUUUUUUAAGGCAAGCACCAUUGUUGCUUAUAGAACUACAAGAGUUUUUCAAAAUUGUAGUGAUGAAUGUAAUCAUGUUAUAGUAGAUGACAUUGAAAUGAAUGCAAGCCUGCAUCAGACAUAAGUGCAAUAUGUUUGCAUAUGAAUGUUUCCUUUACCAACCCCAAAUGUAUUAAAUAUUGGGAUGAUUCGAUAUUCAAACUAUUUUGGAAGUAUUAUUUUUUUGCCAGUGCCAUUAAUGCAUCUUUGACCUGACCUUAUAGUUUCAAUUUUUCAGAGUGUGUAUUAUUGGAUGUUAAAGAACUACUUUUGCAUUGGCAUUCAAGUCACAGCAUUGCAGGCCACGUGCUGCGUAUCUGGGCUAUGUAACACAAAGGUUUGCGAUGGAUUGCAAAUAUGAAAGAACCACACUGAUUGGUCAUGGUCAGUAUUUUAAACCAAAUGCACAUGUAACAUUGAUAUUGAUUGGUUGGUUCAUUUAGCGAUUGAUCGCUAAUCUUUGUUACAGAGCCCUGUUUCUAUUUUUGUCUUGACAGCCUAUCACAGAAAUUAUGUAAGGAUAUGAAUUUUUUAGCAGAAAAACUGUUGAGACUAUGAUUUGUGACUUUUAAUGAAAGUUGGCCUUUGUCCUUUUGGACCAAAUGGCGUUGGACCAAGUGGAAUUCAGAAGUGUGCAUUGUGCAAAGCCUAGAUUUUCUAUUACACAACGGUAGUAAAUGUGUUAAGUGGCAAUUAGGCCGAAUGCGUUAUAAGAUCAAUUGGUUGGAGACAAAAUAGAAUUAGAUCAUAUGGAAUGAAACUAAACAAGCAUUGGACCAACUGGGUUACAUUAGACAAAGUGGCAAUUUUAUCUUUUUAUGCAUGUAAUUCUAGAGUCAAACUGUACAUUACCAAAGAUUUUUAGAUUUAGAACAGGUAAGUGAAUCGUUCUUGUUAAAUUGUGUGAAAGAAUAGUAAUCAUUGAAGUGCCUUUAUAUAUGAAAAUUAUUUAUUUUAAUCUUUAGACAAAUAUGUUAUAAUUCGAAAUCUAAUUAAUGUAUUCAGAAUUUAGUGCAAGAGAUUGAAAAAUUAGAAUAGCAUAGAAAUCAGCAAAUUUAAUGCCUAUCAAACACAGUAUUUAGACAUCUGCAUUUCUUGUUGCGAAACAAGUAUGAUUAAUAGUUCAGUUUUAGUCUCAUUAUAUCUUUUUUUUUCUUGCAGUUUCUGCAUUAGAUGUGAUUUCAAUUGUUGGUGUGCUCAAUUUCAGUUAAUAUUUGAUGGCUAUGCAAUUUAGCUUGAAAUAAAUGGGUCAAUCAUGGCUACGUGCAGAACGCAGAGUAGAUUGCGUCUUUCCAACUUAUGAAAACUAGACACUGAUCAUUUGUCUCAAGUCUAAUCAAUGAUUUGUAAACUUCUAAAAUUUAUAUUACUAUCUUAUCAUUGGAGUAAUGAAUUAUAACUUCUUUGAUUAGCGACAGAUAUGGAGACUGUGGAGUGCUUCCUGCUCUCCGUACCAUUUGGUUAUAUCUCGGAUCUCUCUUACUAGUUAUUUAUUGAAAGAUUCUAGGCGUUGAUAGCAGCGAAAUAUGAAAGUCCAUUAUUUUAAAGAAACGCCUUGGUUUGUAAAAAGAGAUGUUAUCAAUCUACAACUAUGCACCUUUAGACAGUAUGAGAGCCAAUGGAAAAAUAAGGCUUCACACUAGCCGUGUAAGGAAAAAUAAAUGGUGUUUUGUGAGUGGGAGUUCUUCCCCAAUCAGAUAAUAACGUGGUUUUUGUUUUUACUAAUGAUAUCCCCCAAAAAAACACCUGCAAACUUUUAUGCUUCCAAAUUAUAAUUUUUUACAGGGUUUUGGAGGGGUUCCAGUAAUACCAGGGCUCUGUAACACAAAGGUUUGCGAUGAAUUGCAAAUAUGAAAGAACCGCACUGAUUGGUUCCCGGUCAGUAUUUUAAAAAGGGUGCGCAUGCAACGAUGGUCUUGAUUGGUCAUUGGUAUUAAGUGAUUGAUUGCAAACCUUUGCGUUACAGAGCCCAGGGCCCCGUCUUACAAAGAGAUACGAUUGAUCCAAUCAAUCGUAACUCUAUGGAAAUCCGUCAGUGUCAUAAUUUUUUCUACAGGAAAUUUGCAAAAUGUCCUUUGUAAACAAAGGAGAACACACUGAACUGUCAAGAAAUCAAUGAAUUUAUCGAUAUACAUUCAUAUCCAGAAAAAUUCUGAGCAAACAUGCAUUGAAUAUGUUGACUUUGCUGGCUUUCCAUAGUUGCGAUUGAUCGGAUCAAUUACAACUCUUUGUAAGACGGGCCCCUGUACUUUCGAUGCCCCCAAAGGAAAUGCCUGCAAACUAGUAGUCACUUUCAAUUAUGAGAACAUAUGCAGGCAUCAGAUCCUACAAAGCAUUUCAUGGGCCCGAUUGUCUGGGAACAAUAGUGACUCUGUUAUGCUUGUGCAUGGGCCCAUACAUUUUUUGAUGCUGGAUACACUAGUGUUUUUCAGAAAUUUUCAAGAAAUAAUUCCAAGGUGACAUGGAUAUUUGCAGUCUAGAAGCCAAUGUGAGACUAGAAUGUGCAUCCUUACACACUUCUAACAGUCCUAUGCCUGACAUAAAGAACUGUUGUAAUUUGUUUUCAAACCCUAAACCAUAAAGAACUCUGAAAAAGGACCUGGCAUUUUCAAAAGAACAUAGUAGUUUGCAGGCAUUUUCUCUGAAUGGUAUUAAUACGAGUACUUUGCUUGUGCAAAAGGUGAUAUUAUUUUUAUUGCACAGGUGUGAAAGCUUCUUCUGUAGAGGACUUGGGAAUAGUCCUGUGCGUUACCAGACUCUCAGUGGUGCUUUGUUUGUUUACCUCUCAAUAUCUGGGUUACCAAUUUUAGUAAUGACAUUCAUUUGGGUAGAUAACCUUAUCUCUUGAGUAGGCUUAGUAAAUGAGUCUACUAUGAUAAAAGCCUAAGGUGUGUAUCUGGGAAUAUGAAAAUGAAAGAGAAUACUUAUAAUUAUGUUUCUGUAGAUAGAUUACGUGCAAUGUUUCAUGUGAGCCAAUUUGAUGGAUCGUUUUUUAAUUGAAAGUAAACAUUGAUAUGCUUCCAAGCCUGCAUUCAAUCAACACUUCUUUGAUCUGAGAAAUGCAGUUUAAUACCAGUUUCGCAGUUUCAAACCACAGUUGCAUUCAAGAAAUCUUUUUAUAUUCAAAUCAAAGACUAGAUGUCUUUCAAAACACAAACAUAAAACAAAAGAAAAUGAUGCAAUGGAAAGGCAAUUCGGCAGCAAUUAAAUGCCAGGAGAUCUUUAUCAUUAUUCCUAGACGGGCGUGAUUUCCGUUCUAAUAUGUGUCGCAUAUACAUGCCAAUCUGUGAUUUGCAGUGAAAAGAGGGACAAACAGUGCUGCUGAAGUAUUAAUCGUGUUAUGUGUUUCUGCUUUGACUUAUGAUUGACGUUUGUGAAUUUAGCUUUAAAAAAUUGAUAAAAGGCAAUCAAAAUGAACAACUGUGUCCCAAUGAGCUCUUGUGUUCCUUUUCAUUUGAUCAAUUCUGCAUAGGCAAAACACACACUUUUUUCAGAAGAUUAUAAGCAAUGCAUCAUACUUCUCUAAGAUGUUUGAAAACAUAUGGGGAAGUUUGAGACAUAUAUGUUAAAAUGAUUGUUUGAAGGUUUGUUGUAUUAUCAUGUCCAUUUGGUAAAUUAAGGCAUAAUCCAAUUAGAACAAGUGGAACCUCCUUGCUCAAACCAUGGUCUGUAUCACCUAUCAUGAUAUAAUUAUUUACUUUGCGGUUUGGCUGGUCAGCUAUCAUUCUACCCAUAAUACUUUGGACUUUUUUUGGUGCCAUAUCAAAUAGAUUAUACAUUUUGUGCCAUACAUGAAUAAGUACACGUAAGCUAUCUACAGACCAUGAAUUAUCUGGCUUCCAGACGAUAUUUACAGAUUAGAUUUCAGAUUAUUUGGCAUGGAGUUAUACAAACUCCAUGAUUUCAGUACUCGACUGGUACAAUAUUUAUAGAAUCAUUUUCUCAUGCACUGUCUAUUUAGCACUUGUCACCCCCAUGUUCCCUUUUAAUCAAUCUAGCUGUCUUGUUUUAUUGGAUGUGUGAACAAUUAAAUAUGGGAACUAUGUGAUUUGUGUCAUUGGAAAAAAAAUAGAUCAAUAAAAUAAUAUAAGAUUUGUAUAGCGCACAUAUCCGCCUUGCUUGGUGCUCAAGGCACUCCUGUAUUACCCCAGCUAAGCUAGUCUACCGAUUCCGGUGCACACAGCUUUUUGAGGAAUUACUUCCUACUGGUUCCCAUUUACUUCACCUGGGUUGAUUGCAGAACAAUGUGUGUAAAUUUCUUGCUGAAGGAGACAUCAAGAAAAUAUUUAUGAUUUUCAAGGAUUUAUUCAGUUUGUGAUUUUAUUUACCUUUUUAUUGACUUUAAAACUUAUAAUUUCAGACAAUAUCAUGGGAUUUAACCUGUAUAGAUCAAAUACAAAAUUUUGUUCUUUCGAAAGAUUAGUACAAUCCAGUUUCUGAAUUGAAUUGAUUUGUCUUCAAAGCACUUUGCUCGGAAACUAUCAAAUGGACUGCGGCACAUCAGGGGCCUUGGAGUGAGUUUUAAAGAGGGGUGCUGGUUUUUUAUUAAGCACCCCCCACCACCACCACCAAAAAGAGGGUUUUCACACCCAAAUGAAGGAGAUUGGGGCCAGAUCUCUACAUUUUACCUGGGGGGUACUUAGAUUUGGUUUGGAUGGGGGUGUGCAGCUGAAAGUUCAAAACCCAAACCCAUAUUUACGGGUCAUUUUGGCUAAAAAGGUACCCUUUAGUAAGGAUUUAUUUAAAUUUGACAAGCAAAAAAAAGGUUACCCAAAAUUGGGAAUAUGGACCCAUGUUUAAGGCCAGUAUCUAAAAAUUGGGGCCAUGUUUAGGGAUUUUCCAGCAUAAAACCAUACCCCAUGUUUAGGGAUUUCUUCUAAAAAAAGCGACCCAUUCUGGCGGCACAUCCCCGUAUGCCUUAUUUCGUGAGUACCCCCCCCCCCCGGAUAUUUUAGCAUACCAACCUAAUUUCUAGGGGAUGCUGUGUAUGGUGUAACAACAUAUGUAGCACCCCCAGUGCAUUUUAAUACUUCCCAGGGCCACGUAUAGCACAUCCUUUUCAUGAAGGUUCACUCACUUCUCCCAUUGGUAUUUUUAUUAUUUCCCCUUAAUUUACAAGUGUAAAUGUUAUUUUAUGAGGAAACUAUUUCAAUCAAAUAUAUUUUUGAUUUUGAUAAAUUUUGGAGCUGUUGAACUUGCAAGUGACUUAUUUAUUUAUUUCCACAUAAAAAAACAAAUUAUGAUACAUGUUAUAACAAUCAAUAUACGAAGUGGGGAGGUCACUAAAAGCUAAGAUGCUUGUCAAGAGAGACUCCUGUUAAAUGAAAAAAAAAACAUUGCUCUUUGUAAUAUAAAUGGUACACAUCAAAUUGUACAAAUCAUCAUCU